Messenger RNA from Galendromus occidentalis (western predatory mite), 1767 nucleotides. Its product is annotated as pre-mRNA-processing factor 17. Bases 97 to 1746 code for a protein of 549 amino acids. Gene Ontology annotation, molecular function: protein binding; mRNA binding. The transcript is spliced from 2 exons. NCBI's taxonomy places the organism in Eukaryota, Metazoa, Arthropoda, Arachnida, Mesostigmata, Phytoseiidae. Gene Ontology annotation, biological process: mRNA splicing, via spliceosome. Gene Ontology annotation, cellular component: catalytic step 2 spliceosome. The record is from RefSeq and is a predicted model, not a curated record.
GUGGAGAUCCCGUCGAAAGUUCGAAAGAGUCGAUCUGUUCUAUAAUAUUUCGGUUGAUACGACAGUUCUCCCAUCGCCUGGUUGCAGAAUCCCAGAAUGCUUUCGCUUGUAGCCUACGAUGCGAGUUCGGACUCAGAUCCAGAGGAAGGGCUGGUGACCCCCGAAGCCCGGAAAACCUUGGCGGCAUCCGUCAACGCCACCCCUGCAGUGGACUCCAAGGCCUCUGUGAAUCAGAUCGUGCCCAUUGACACGAAGAAUCAAGUUCUCAUGUACAACCCUCGCUACGAAGAUCUGUAUGCCCCAGAUGUCGGACCUGUGAACCCGUUCAAGACAGCGAGUCAACUCGUAAAGAAAAACACCCUCGCAGGAUUUGCUGAGCCCGCGCACGUGAAUGCCUAUCAUUUCGAAGCGGAGCGUCGGAGUUUUCAUCAUCUAGGGUUCGGGCAUGAUCCCACGGAAAAUGCAGAUCCCGAUAAAGUUAUUGGAGUGAACGCGACCGGUGCUCAACAAGAAGAUUCGAGUUCCGCGGAGAAGAAGAGCAAAAAGUCGAAACGUUUGAAGAAUGACAACGCGGACGACAUCGAAGGUUUCCAAGGACCCUGGGCGCCUCUGGCCGACGAAAAACGAAAUGUCAAACCCUCGGCGGAAGAGCAGGAGGAACUCAAUGAGAUCUUGGCGAAGAGACAGAAGCGCUCGAAAGCCACCGACGAAGAGAGCUCUGUCGAUGAGAAAACUACACUCCACAUCGAGAACACUCACGACUACCAGGGCAGGAGUUUCCUGGUGGCUCCGACUCAUCUGGACGGCAUAAAACUGCGCGCUCCGGAGAAGUGUUUCCUGCCGAAGAAGAUGCUGCACCAAUGGGCCGGUCACAACAAGGGUGUCGCCUGUAUAAAACUAUUUCCCAAAUCUGGCCAUCUCCUGCUAUCCGGUGGAAUGGACUGCAAAGUCAAGCUGUGGAGAUUCUAUGACGACAGAGCCCUCAUCAGAUCGUAUACCGGCCACAAACAAGCUGUUCGGGACUGCGAUUUCAGUUACGAUGGCUCUGUGUUCCUCAGCACGGGUUACGAUCGUUACGUGAAGCUCUGGGACACGGAAACCGGACAAUGCCGGGAGCGAUUCUCAAACAGAAAGGUCGCCUAUUGCGUGAAGUUCAAACCGGAUAGCCAGGAUCAGUUUCUCGUCGGGACAUCGGACAAGAAAAUUCUCUGUUGGGAUGUACGCUCGAACAGCAUCGUACAGGAGUACGAUCGGCAUUUGGGGGCUGUGAACAGCAUCACUUUCGUGGAAGACGAUCAGAAGUUCGUGACUACCUCGGACGACAAAAGUUUACGGGUUUGGGAGUGGGAUAUACCCGUCGAUAUCAAGUAUCUCGCCGAUCCAUCUAUGCACUCGAUGCCCGCUGUAGCUCUCUCCCCAAACAGGAAGUGGCUCGCGUGUCAAUCUAUGGACAACAAGAUCGUUGUAUUCUCGGCCUCGAAUCGAUUCAAGGUGAAUCGGAAAAAAGAGUUCAAGGGACACAUGGUGGCAGGUUAUGCCUGUGGCCUGGACUUCUCGCCCGACCACUCUUAUGUGGUCAGCGGAGAUGCGGACGGAAACAUGGCCUUCUUCGACUGGAAGUCCACUCGGAUGUUGUGUAAACUGAAAGCUCAUGAGAAUGUCUGCAUCGAUGUCUUAUGGCAUCCCAUGGAGACAUCAAAAAUCAUCACGGCUGGAUGGGACGGCUGCAUCAAGCUCUGGGACUAGGGCACCGAUUGUAAAUUCUAU